GAAAAGCUGCUUUAGCGUGGCCAAUCACAGUUAAAACUUUCUGACGCACUAUCAUAUAGUACGUGACGACACUUCCAAUUUUCUCCUCCAUUUUCACAUUUGAUAUCAAAAUUUGGUCUUGAAAUCUCUCACCCGCCACUUUACACUUUCAAUUUUCCAACCCUUCAUCCAUUUAUACAACAAAAUUCAUGUAUGUAUUGAGAGGGCAACAAUUUUUGUGUCUAGAGAGAGGGUAAUUUCAAGAUCGCAGAAAAAAAAGGAGAAAUGGCACCAAUUGUGGGUUCAAAGCAAGCGGAACAACUGAAACAAGAUGGGAAUACUUAUUUUUUAAAGAAUCGGUUUGGGGCUGCAAUAGAUGCUUAUACUGAGGCAAUUACAUUGUGCCCUAAUGUUCCGAUUUAUUGGACAAAUCGAGCUUUGUGCCAUCGCAAACGGGAUGACUGGAAAAGAGUGGAGGAAGAUUGUAGAAAGGCUAUUCAGCUGGAUCAUAAUUCUGUAAAGGCCCACUACUAUCUUGGUCUUGCAUUGCGACAAAAGGAACAGUAUGCUGAAGGUGUGAGAGAAUUGGUAAAGGCAUUAGACCUUGGAAGAGGUGCGGAUCCAGGAAGCUACAUUGUUGAAGAGAUUUGGGAAGAGCUUGCGAAAGCAAAAUACAUGGAGUGGGAGCAUGAAUCUACGAGGCGCUCCUGGGAGCUUCAGAACUUGAAAGAAUCCUGUGAGUUGGCUCUCAAGGAGAAGCAUGUGCGUGAUAGUUCUCAGACAGAAGGGCUCAAAGAUGAAAGCUCAACAUCUCUUUCGAAGCAACUGGAAGCUGUAGGCGAGGUUUUCAUGAAAGCUGCAGAAGAUGAUACUCCAAGUGAGGUUCCUGAUUACAUGUGUUGUCAAAUCACUCUUGAUAUUUUUCGCGACCCUGUCAUUGCUCCCAGCGGGUUUACAUACGAGCGGGCUGUUAUCCUUGACCAUUUGCGGAAGGUGGGCGAAUUUGAUCCAAUUACGCGAGAACCACUUUAUCCGUCCCAGUUGGUGCCAAAUCUGGCUAUAAAAGAAGCUGUUCGGGCAUUUCUGGAAAGGCAUGCCUGGGCAUACAGAAUAGAGUAAAUUCUUCAUUGGUAUGAUUGGUAUGGUCUGAUGCAAAUGUCCUUGGCGGUGCUAGUGAAACCAGGAACAGAGCCAGAAGGGUGGGAGGACGCAUCUUUCGGUGGAAUCAUCUGGCUAACAGCUUCCAUUCUAUAUUAACAUGAUUUCCCGUACAAAAUCAUGUUAAUCGCAGUUGUACAGUGUAGUACUUUUGUAAUUGGCUCCUUGGUCUUCAUUGAUUGUACAGCAAACCAUUACCAGCUUUUUGUAUGAUGUUACAGUGACACUGUUGAUCAAACGAAACUAUAGUUUUUUGAUA
This is a messenger RNA of Lycium barbarum (goji berry), 1396 nucleotides long. RefSeq names its product E3 ubiquitin-protein ligase CHIP-like. Gene Ontology annotation, biological process: protein polyubiquitination; protein quality control for misfolded or incompletely synthesized proteins; positive regulation of proteolysis. Gene Ontology annotation, molecular function: protein-folding chaperone binding; ubiquitin protein ligase activity. NCBI's taxonomy places the organism in Eukaryota, Viridiplantae, Streptophyta, Magnoliopsida, Solanales, Solanaceae. The record is from RefSeq and is a predicted model, not a curated record. Gene Ontology annotation, cellular component: cytoplasm. Bases 265 to 1098 code for a protein of 277 amino acids. The transcript has 8 exons.